UUAAUAUCUCUCUUUUAUUUAUUUAUGUAUUUUCCAAAGUACAAACGGCGACGUUUCGGUAAAGAUUAGGUUUUCUUCCUUGUCACGUUUCAGACAAACCCUGCCGCUUCCACUUUCCCUUUCCUCCAUCUCUGCGCCUCUUCUCCUACAGGUGCUUUCUCUGGGUUUUGCAAGGACAUUAUGUCAGGCAUGGAAGAUAUCAAAGAUCAGGAACAAGCAGUAGAGUCUGAGAAACCCAUGCCAUCAUCCCAAGAGGAGGAGGCAGCUAUAAAGAAAAAGUAUGGUGGAAUUGUGCCCAAAAAACCACCCCUCAUUUCUAAGGACCAUGAACGUGCUUACUUUGAUUCUGCUGAUUGGGCUCUUGGAAAGCAAGGUGGUCAGAAGCCCAAAGGACCACUUGAAGCUCUUAGGCCAAAAUUGCAGCCCACACAACAGCAAACCCGGUCCCGAAAGUCUCCUUGUGCCCCAGCAGAUGGUGAAGAUGGCGGAAGUGCAUCCGAGGAUUCACCGGCUAAUGAAUGAGAGAGGACUGGUAUUAAUUUGAUCUCUUGAAGACAAUUGUUAUUAUUCUGGUACCUAUGUGGGGUUAAUGAGUAAUUUAAUGUUGUUGCCGAAAAUAAAUUGAUGAAGAUGUUCUGUUAUUAGCUAAAAGGAAACACGCUACACCAACAUUUAUGCAGUUGAGACUAAUGUGGAUCCAUCUUGACGUCUCUGUUCCAAGAUUUUUCUUAAUGUGGAACAUUAUUGCUUAUUUUAAUGAAGAACUAUGAAAAAGAAAAAAAGGAAGAAAAAAUUAUUUUGUAAUA
Molecule: messenger RNA, 806 nt
Organism: Ziziphus jujuba (common jujube)
Lineage: Eukaryota; Viridiplantae; Streptophyta; Magnoliopsida; Rosales; Rhamnaceae
Exons: 7
Coding region: 181-522 (113 amino acids)
Cellular component (GO): cytoplasm
Molecular function (GO): protein phosphatase inhibitor activity
Source: RefSeq, a predicted model, not a curated record